Amphiprion ocellaris (clown anemonefish) is the source of this 2124-nucleotide messenger RNA. It is a transcript of the gene cfap144, whose product is annotated as cilia and flagella associated protein 144. NCBI's taxonomy places the organism in Eukaryota, Metazoa, Chordata, Actinopteri, Pomacentridae. The transcript has 4 exons. Bases 107 to 487 code for a protein of 126 amino acids. Gene Ontology annotation, cellular component: ciliary base. The record is from RefSeq and is a predicted model, not a curated record.
GUAACAUGUAUACGCUUCAUAUUCAACGUCCUUUACGCCCCUGGAGCAGCUGCUGUUUGACCUCAGGAUCAGCGGGAGCUUUUAGAGUUUUUUUUUUUUUCUCAACAUGGCAGGAAAAGAGAAACUGGAUUUGGUCCAUCAAAAUCAAAUUCACGUUGAGACCAUAAAGAAAGAACAGAGACUGCAGAAACUCCACACCGAGUUCAGCAUCAAUCCCUACAGAAAAUUGCACAUCCUGCCAGACAAACCCAUGUCUAGGAAACCAACCGAAGUUAUUGAAGAGAACUUGGACUUCCUCAAGGCUUUCCACAAGGCCAGGGAGGAGCCCACCAAGAAAUAUUCAAAGCCCCUCACCGAGAGUCAGGAGAUAGGAUGGCUGUCGACUCCACUGAUCCCACCGAACCGCCAUGACACGAGACUCAAUUUCUACCGAUUCAGCAUGGAUGUCACCAAACACCAAGAAUUUGCCCAGAAAGCAUCAAAUUAAAGCAUGAAAAGCAGCGACAAGCGAGUUCAAAUGAAUCUGUUUAUCAUACAAACAUACAGGUGUUAGCACAGUCUGCCCUUUCUGUAUUACCAUCUUAGCAAACUAAGAAAAACACUUGGCAGGGGAAACAUUUGCACAGGUCUAUACAAAGCACAUUCACCCAACACAUACUAAUCAUAUUAAUGAAUAGGAAAGGGCAAAACUGACAGCCGCUCAAUAUUAUAAAAUGCCAUGCCACAUGGGAGAGAAUCAAUGAGUCAAGGAGCUGAGUUAGAAAAAACAAAACAGAAUACACCAAACUUAGAAGAACACACAGUGUCAGAUGACAGCAGGGGGGUUGGUGUAGAGACUGAGGUGUAGAAACAGUGUGUGGCUCUAAAUCCACCUUAGAGGGACGAGAGUGGCCAUAGACAAUAAAAACUCAUCAAUGGUAAUUAUUUCAUCAGCUUCUCUGAGCUUUAGGGAAACUGCAUGUAGUAAAAUAACUUUGCAUCUUGGGUAGUCCUAUGCAGUCUGUUCUUGUCUUUCCUGUAUUUGUCUGGUCCUUCAAACAGCCUCCUCAGCAGUUAGACAGGACGUCUCUCUGUGUGGCAUGAAGCUGGUUUAUGUUGUCCUCCACAUCAAUCCUGACACAUUUUAUCGAAGGCAUACUGUACAAAAAGUUUAGAAGAGCCCGUAGCCCCCUACAUGUCUGGCAAAUCCCGCCUAGAAGCAGCGUCUAAGUCCAGUCUGUUAACCAGCAUGUCAACUUUUUACGAGCGACUCUUCAUCUUCUUGCGCACAGACUUGCCCGGACGUUUCUGAAAGCCCAAGUAAAAGAAAUUAGGUGUUUUCUUACUAAUUAUAUACUUCCAUUUAACAAGCUUUCUACAUGUAAUAAAUCACUCAAUUCCUUUUAUACGUGUGUGACUCACGUUCUGUUUUCCCCCUUUGCCUUUCUUCCCUCCCUUGGCAUGAGCCACUUUGGCACGAAAACCGGAAACAUCGUUGAAGCUCUCCUUGGUGUUCCACUUCUUUCCACUCUUUUUGCCUCCAAAGCCAAACUUCUUGUCCUUGUAUUUUCUCUUAGCGUUGGGCCUGUCAAAAAAUAGUAAAAUUUGAGUUUUUCGUACCAAAGCCACAAAUGUCAAGGGGAAAAAUAAAUAACAUGCUCAAAAUUUAUAAUUGCAGUGUACAGAGUUGAAAAGUUCAUGACUCACCCCUUCUUAUUCAUUGCUUUCUUUGAGCCAUCAGAAGAAUCUUUGCCCGUCUUCUGGUCUCCGUCUAAGAAGUCCAGUUUGUCCGUCAUUCCUACAAGUGAGGAUGAUCAGGAAUGUUAAAACUUAGCUUGGAUUUUGAAAAACACACACAAAGACCACAAUACAAGAAAUUACUCUGUCACAUUUUACUAGACCAGAAAAAAAAAUGACAAAAAUGUAUUCACUUUUGUGUGGUGAGAAAAUUAUAAACAAUAUUCAAAACUGCACACAUGAAAACCCACCUUUCUGGUAUUUCUUUACAGCGGACAUCAUGGCCUUCUUCUCCUUCUGUCUCUUCUGGAUCACUUCUACUUGGACCUGAGAUAUAAUUCAACAUUCAUGUUACUUUCUUAUAUGUUAAAUGGGUUCAUUUGGCUUAUUUUAGCCUAUGCUACAAAA